This is a messenger RNA of Musa acuminata AAA Group (dessert banana), 2726 nucleotides long. RefSeq lists its product as uncharacterized. The record is from RefSeq and is a predicted model, not a curated record. Bases 63 to 1268 code for a protein of 401 amino acids. Lineage: Eukaryota; Viridiplantae; Streptophyta; Magnoliopsida; Zingiberales; Musaceae. The transcript is spliced from 3 exons.
CAUAACAACAAAAGAAAAUAAAAACAAACAAAAGUCUUUUUCACUAUUAUUUAUCUCUUGAGAUGGGGUUCAGUUGCAGCCUUCUUAAUCCACCCCUCCUCUCUCUCUCUCUCUCUCUCUCUCUCUCACACACACACACAUCAUCCUCCAUCCACCCAAUCUCUUCCUCUAUGAGGAUCCGAAAGAGACCACCCUUCUCUUCCUCCCACUCCCUCCCUUCUCUACCUCAUCCCUCAGAUCCACCCUGCCAAGUCCACCCACCAAGUGCGAGGCGUGAAACCAAGGAGAGCAUAGCAGGAGAAGUGUUGGGGGAUCUGCUGAUAGAUCCCCAUGAGUUGGGGGAGAAUCCGAAAAGACGGCCUGCUCCGGGCCCUCCUCUUUCAGAUCCAGUUGCCAACGGCGACAGCCGCAGUCGUAAGCGUGUGCAGGUGCUGAAGGUGAAGGAGGGGCGGUCGGUGGAUUCCAACCAGAGAUGGAAUGCGAAGGCCGAUAGCAGUGACAGCCACAGGGUACGUGGCAGCUCAGGUGCAGUAGCAUUGGGAGCGGCGGCGCAGACGAAAACGAUGGAAGGAAACGAUGGUGGAAAUGGGGAUGGAGGAUUGGAAACGAAGCUGGUGGAGCAGGAGAAGAAGGCCAAGGUGACGGCGCGAGCAAACGCUGGUCCUGCCGCAGCUUAUGAUAAUGAUUGCACCAGUGUUGGGGAUAGAGAUAAGGAGGGAUGCGAUGGUGGGGCAGCAGUGGUGAGAGCUGGGAACGGGUCAAACGUUGAUGGGAGGAGGCGGAGGAGCCCGGCUGUGCCGGUGGAGGGUUCGCGGUGCAGCCGCGUCAACGGCAGGGGGUGGCGCUGCUGCCAGAAGACCCUCGUCGGGUAUUCUCUCUGCGAGCACCAUCUUGGCAAGGGAAGGCUGAGGAGCAUGAGAAGUGUCAGAGGUCAGUUGGGUAUACGUAAGCCCCAGUGGAGCACUGGUGGAGGAAAUAGCGUCGCACCAUCAACUUCAGCGCAAAAGCAACCGGAGGAGGAGGAGCACGCAACACAAAGUCUACACUUGCUUGUUGCUGCCGAUAACGAGGUGGGCAAGAUAGAGGAAGACGAAGAGGAGGAGGAGGAGGAGGAGAAGACGGUAAGGAAGAAGAGGAAGAAGAUAGGCAUGGUGAAGGCCCGAUCUAUCAGCAGUUUGCUUGACGGCACCAACCACCCGGUGCUGUCGCCGUCGUUGCUAUCGCAGGUGCCGGAAGUUGGCAACGAGGCAAAGAGCAGUGUGGGUUGAAGCAAUUGGAAGCUGAGGGUGUUGGAUUUGCUUCAUUCUUUUGCUGUUCCUUUGUUCUGCUUUGAUGGAGAACAGGAACACUGUGCAGUUGUUCUAGGAAAUCAUCAUCUACAUGGGGGGGAGAGAGAGAGAGAGAGAGAGAUUUGAUGGUGCAAGUCUAAAUGGCUUUGUGGCUUCUCCUUUUUGUUCAGAAGACAUGAAACCACUACAAUUCCAUCUCCCCCCUUAGAACAGCUCAUCAUUUCACACUGGUUUUCUAAUACCAAUGCUGCUAAUUAUUAUAUGCAUGAAGACAAGUAUAAUCUGCUAAGAACAUGGCAUAUUAUGACAAAAAUUGGGUGCAAUCUUAUUGGAUAUUCUUUUAGGUGUAUUGGAGUUGUGUGGAGUUCUGAUUAUUCUAUGCAGUAAGAAAACUUACAGGUAGAUUUGAUCUAUCAUGUUAAUUAUGUGGUUGACCAAUGGGGAUGCACCACAUCAGCAUCCUUCAUGGGUCCACGAAGGAUGCUGAUGAUACAUCAUUGAUUGAACACUAUCACAGGAGACUUGGUGGCUGCAAAGGAACAAUUGGGGCCUCUCAAAGUAUCUUUUGUCUUGUGUGUUUGGAUCUGAUAACCUUAGUGACCUCACAUCUCUCUCUCUCUCUCUCUCUCUCUCUCUCUCUCUCUUUGUUCCAUUAUUGAUGAGCUAAAGCAUCUCUCUUACUAGUUGCAAAAAAAUUACUCCUAUCAAAAUUGAUAUGCUAAAGCAAUGAAUCUUCUGAAAGAUCAUAAAGAUAUCUAGUUGGCCUUUAGUAGCAAAGUCUUCUGGCGGCUGCAUUUCAAUUUUCUUCUCUUAGUUUAUAUUUAGAAAGGUUAUUUUGACAUCAUUUUAUGAAUUAGAAGGUUAUAAAUAGAUCUAAAAGAAAUUUAAUGCACAUAGUUUACACAAACCACAGAUGCAAUGUCUCACCAAUCCAUCUAUCCUUUCUGUAAAGCUUUUAGCAACUAACCUAGUCUUAUUUUGUCCUACAGUAUCAUUAGUUCUAAGCUUUUCCUCAUCAAAUCCAAAGAGAAAGACCAGUUAAAAUCCUGGUUUUAUUUAUAAAACACAACCUCUCUCUCAUCUCUCUCUCUAUGAUUUCUUGAAUGGCCUUCCUCCAUAAUUGGACUUUUUCUGGAAAACAGUCUCAACAUAGGUUGAAGGAACACUUCAUAAAUGUAAGACUAAGAAUCUAAAGAUUCAGAAGAUUCACUUUUAAGUCAGAAGUAAAGGCAAAGCUAAAAAAGUUUACUGACCUUCAGUUUAGAAGAAACUAUAUGUAUCCCAGAGAAAAUUAGCCUGUCAGAUUGAAUUCAAAGUGUCAUUAGAAAUGCCAGAAAUCUUGGAAUUAAUUGCUAUGACCUUUAUAUAGGUAUUAUUAUUCAAAGAAGUAACACUAAGCUUCCUCUUCUUGUGUUCAGGAAUUGCUAGAUGAUAUAG